Messenger RNA from Symbiodinium sp. CCMP2456, 945 nucleotides. The record is from the annotation of a GenBank genome assembly. Lineage: Eukaryota; Dinophyceae; Suessiales; Symbiodiniaceae.
AUGAUCUUUCACAUUGCCUGUGCCCUGGCGCAUGCCCACGAAAUGGGAGUCGUGCAUCGUGACCUGAAGCCUGAGAACAUCCUUCUGCGGCAAGGCGAUCGGUUCCCCAAGGUGGCAGACUUCGGUCUUUCGAGAUCUUUGAGGAACUCUGAAAUGGCGAUGACAGUCGCCGGCACCCCCACAUACAUGGCUCCAGAGAUCCAGGAUCCACGGCUGCCCUACGACUUCCCGGCGGACAUCUACUCCCUGGGUUGCAUUCUCACGGACCUCAUGGACAGGUCCUUUUGUUGCAGUUGGUACGCCAAGGCCACGCCGGGCACCCACGAGAAAAUGCGCAAGCGCUGGCCUGAUGGUGCGACACCUCCCAAGUUCUCUGCUCCCUUGAAGGAGCUGCAAGGCUCGAUGAUCGGUCAAGCCCCCGGCCUUAGGCCCACUUGCUACCAGGUGUGCAACGAUCUACUCACUCUGGCAGAUACGCAGCCUCUCCCCCAUGUCCUGUGGCAGGAGAAGACCAAGCUGCCAAAGGGCGCACCUACGCAGAAGAUGCUGGGCUCAGAGCUCGCUCGCGAAAUCGCAGGCCGUGGUGGCUACGCCAUCGGCUGCCGCGUUCGGGUCUUCGUAGACGGGGGGUGGCAUCCCGGCGAGGUGAAGCACAUCUCGACGAGCAUGUGCCCUGGAGCCGUGCAGGUGCACUUCAGGAGAGGAGGUGAUGCCAAAGGUGAGGAAGCCAUCCUGGUCUGUCCCUGGCAGUUCCAGCAGCUGCUCCGACCAGAUCCGGGAGCCAUAACGAAGGAUGAGAGGAUGGGCACUCUCGUCUUUCCAGAGCAGGCCCCACCUCCGAAGACAAGCCCCUCAAAGGGGUCGAGGACUCCAGCGUCGACGCCCGCUCGGAAAGAGGUACCUGUGGCGAAGCAGAAGUGCCAGCCGGGCUGUCGGCAGCAGUGA